UUACUACAUAGUAACCAUGCAAUCGCUCUAUACUGCUUGCAUGCACCAUUGUGGCGCUCUUCCUGAUGCCAAUUGUGGUUGAUCUCCAUGCCUUAUACGUGAAACUUGUGUUCACUGUACCUCCUGACCCUUUCGGCUAUGGUAUUGGGUGGAUCAAGAACCCUAGCAAGAACACAAUGAUCGGAGAUAUAUUGUUCUUUGUCGGGGAAGCUUGCUCUAGCAUACCGGAAUUGUUGGUGGCGGUGGCGACCUGGCGCCGAACAUAUCACUCGGCCAAACUUGCUAAGAGCCAGCAAAUCAGCACUUCGCUGACAACGCUUUUGCUUCGAGAUGGCACACUCUACUUCAUCACAAUCCUUGCCCUCGUGAUAGUCGACAUAAUAUUGAGUGCGACCGCUUAUCCAAUUGGCGCCAGUCUGGUGCCUAUCAUGAUGUCACUGCAAACAGUCCUACUCUCACGCUUCUACUUGAACUUGAAUAGGGCGAACUUUUCUCCAUCCGACGGACCACCAAGUGGCGACGCAUCGGAAGCAUCCGACCUCCGUUUUACGCGCGUUGUAGGAAGCCUCGCGGGCACGGACGUAGAUUUUGAUCCUGAUCCUGAACCGGAAGAAGAGGAGAUGGAGGAACGGGACCUAGAGUACUCGGGUGCACAAUCGGACAGUAUCGUGGCGCCUGCCAACAGUGAAAGCCGGCGCGAACUCGAUUCGGCUGUCAUUUGACCUUGGAUGUAUCCCAAGGGCCCUCUCCACUCCGUGGGGUUUCGAAAAUUUGUGACACUGCACUGAAGGCCGCGGAUUGGCAUGGGCGGUCA
Molecule: messenger RNA, 814 nt
Organism: Rhodofomes roseus
Lineage: Eukaryota; Fungi; Basidiomycota; Agaricomycetes; Polyporales; Fomitopsidaceae
Exons: 10
Coding region: 66-722 (218 amino acids)
Source: RefSeq, a predicted model, not a curated record